Molecule: messenger RNA, 1290 nt
Organism: Drosophila innubila
Lineage: Eukaryota; Metazoa; Arthropoda; Insecta; Diptera; Drosophilidae
Gene: mRpS31
Product: 28S ribosomal protein S31, mitochondrial
Exons: 3
Coding region: 73-1230 (385 amino acids)
Cellular component (GO): mitochondrial small ribosomal subunit
Molecular function (GO): structural constituent of ribosome
Source: RefSeq, a predicted model, not a curated record
UCUGCCUAGCUGUUUACGCAAGGUGCCCGAAAAGAUUUUGUUUUUCGAAAAUUGUGAAAGAAAUUGGCUAAAAUGUUGGCACUGCGCAGCACACAAAAGCUUAAUAUACGUGCAUUGCUGCCGGCUGCUUGUAAAAACGUGGGACUUGUUAGCUACUCCAGCUCCUCCCAGUCCAAGGAUGACGAUGGCUCCUCCUCCUCCGACGAUGAGAAGAAGACCAAGAAGCAGCGAAAACCGACAGAAACAACUGCGGAAACAGCGGCACAGCGUUUAAAUCGUUUGUUGGGCAGCAUGCAAAUGCAAUCCAAUGACCAACUGACGGCCACGGACUUUCCACGCCCCGGCGAUGCGAAUCGGCGACGUAGAGAGAUGCUCAAGCAGGAUACUGCCACCAAGGAUGUCAUCACAGCAGCUAAGAAUAUUGCCAGCAUGCUGGGCACAGGCGAAAGUGACAAGAAACAAACCGAAUCCGAGUUGCUUGCCAAGCUGCUGGGACACAACUUGGAAGAUGCGCCACAAGGCGAUAUCAAGAGUACAACAACUGAAGAUGCAAUCCCAGAAAAGGAUUUGAAUUUGAGCGAGUUAAUUGUUGGCAUGAAGAUUGAUCGUCGCCAGCAGCCACAGCACGAGGAGCACACUCGUGGCGAGUAUGUGCGACGCACUCUGGCAUCUCGCCCCAAGUCCAGAUCCGAUGAUGGCAGGCCACAACGUCCUCAACGGCAUAUUAAACGCGAGCCGGAAGUCUUUACGGGCAGCGUCAAUUUGUACGGAAGUGAGCCGUUGGGUAUUUUCACCAAAGGUUCUAUAACCUUGCUGGAUUCACCGGACAUGCUGACAACUUGGUCAUCGCUAAGCGAACGUGAACUAAAACUACAGGCGGCGCAUCCACCUGCCAAUCAUUUUGAGCAAAUGAUGCAAUGGACAUCACAGGGUAAACUUUGGCGUUUUCCCAUCGACAACGAGCAGGAUCUGAAGGAGGAAGCGAACGUCGACUUCUCGGAACACAUCUUUCUCGAACAGCAUUUGGAAGGCUGGUGUCCCAACAAGGGGCCCAUACGUCAUUUCAUGGAGCUGGUCUGUGUGGGACUCUCUAAGAAUCCCUAUGUAACGGCUCAGGAGAAGAAAGAUCACAUACUAUGGUUCCGUGAUUACUUUGAGGCCAAAAAGGAUAUACUCAAGGAUCUGAUGAGCAAGGAGAGUGUCGAUAAAAUGAAGAGUGUAACUGCUUAAUUUGGGACGUUUGUGAAAUAUUUGUUAAAAAUAUAUUAUUUUUUGCUUUAUAAGACGAUA